Symbiodinium necroappetens is the source of this 1029-nucleotide messenger RNA. NCBI's taxonomy places the organism in Eukaryota, Dinophyceae, Suessiales, Symbiodiniaceae. The record is from the annotation of a GenBank genome assembly.
AUGGCGCGUCUGCGUGGUCCCCCCCCACCUUACAAGCGUGUGCGCCUCUCCGUCCCGGCCGCCGCCCGCGCGCUGCUCUUCUGCUGCCACAGGCCUCAGCAACCUCUUGUAGAGGACCUGUCUCGAGACGUGGCUCCGGAGAAGUUCCGAUCCAAAGCCAAGAGUGUCGGGGGCUUCGUCUUCGGGCUCCUGGUCUUCCCCCAGGGCACCAAGAGCGCCCCGGAGCACGCGCGGAAGAACCGGCCAGGGAAAGGGAAGGAAGAGGACCUGGACACAGACAAAGCAAAGGCACGACGGAGGGACACUCAGAAGACGGAGAAGGAGAAGCUGAAAGCAGCCCUUCUGAAGGAGGUCCCAAAAGAGAAGGAGAGGGAUAAGGAAAACGAGAAGGACGGCAACAAGGAUGGCGAUGGGAAGGAGGACAAAAAAGACACGCGCUGGAUUUCCGCGUUCGUGGAAGCACGGCCCAGCGAAGACUAUCCUCCUCACUGGUACUUCGAAGAUGUCCAAUUUCUGGUGUCGCUCAUCAACUUCCAGGACUUGAAGAAAUCGAUCGUGAAGCAUGACAAGCACACCUUCUCGCCGGUAGAAUCCUCUGAUGGGAAGGCGAUUGACCGCGGCUGGCACGACUUUGUCCACUGCGAUGAAGCGACUCUGCGCAACAGCGGCUUCGUCGACAAGGACGACACCGUGUGCUUCCGUGCAUCCGUGUACUUGGCUGGGGGAGCGAUGAAGGUGAACUCGAAGACCAAGUCGCGGUACAUGAGCCUCAGCAAGAUCGAUCCCGGCUCCUACGAGCGAGCGCCGCAGUUCCUGAACAGCCUCGUGCAGAUUUGGUACCACCUGGGCUACUUCCGUUCGGCCAUCUACAGCGCCUCGAACCCCUGCCAGCUCUCGGGAGCCAAGAAGUCCCGCGUGCUGCCGGCCUUGCGGGAGAUCUUCGUGCGCCUGCAGCACCGGACGCUUCCGGCCAGCUGCUCCGUGCUCUGCGCGGCCUUUGGGCGGAAGGGUUGGCAGAAGAUCUGCAAG